Molecule: messenger RNA, 2370 nt
Organism: Symbiodinium necroappetens
Lineage: Eukaryota; Dinophyceae; Suessiales; Symbiodiniaceae
Source: the annotation of a GenBank genome assembly
AUGCUCAUUCCGACUCCCCCGAGAGAAGAUGAGGUCGGGAUUUCGGAAUACCUUUCUCCAGACGUGCCCGGGUUUUCCGGCAUCUUCAAGUCGCUGUGGCAGGAUUUCCACGUGCACGAGGUUGACCCGCAUGGUGUGGAGCUGCACCUGAGCGAGUUGAUCAGUCCUGGGGCGGUGGCCGCGGAGCUGAAGAAAGCAGCCGAGGAGCGACGAGAAGCUCGAAGCGCUUUGGGUCCAGACUUUGCCUUCGAAGCAUCUGCAGCAAACGAGUUGCGAGAAGCACUGGGACAAAGGAUCCUAGAACAGCUUCUCGGCUUCCUGAAGAAGCAGCAGUCGCAGCAGACUGAAAUGGGCCAGGGGCCGGCGGCAGCGUCAAAGGAGGGUUCUCCGGCAGUGUCCGCCGACGAGAAGGCUGUGGUGGCGGAGCCUCCCGGCUAUGUGGACCUGAGCACUGAAGAGAUCAGCGAUGGAUCCAAGGAGGCUCGGAAAAAGGCCCACCAAGUCGUUCUGAAGCAUUUUUCCAGCUUUCUCAACACAGAAACGGUCGAGGCCGAUGGCAGCCGAUGUAUCCGCGUUUGGAUGCGUGAGGCCGAGCGGAAGGCCAAAGCGCCGACCGCAGCCUCGCCAAGCCCACAGAGCUCUGGCAAGGGAGCCAAGAAAGGGAAAGGAAAGGCUGGGAAAGGGCGAGGCAAGAACAAGGGGAAGAGUGGCAAGAGCGAAGGGCCUCCAUCGGAAACUGUCCCGUCGGCUUUCGGUGCAAUGAGAAGAGAGGGCUGGCCAAAAGACAGACCUGACUACUUGUAUUUCCGCCUGUACAAGGAGAACUGUGACACAGGGGAGGCAGUUUCUAGUAUUGCACGCUGCGUUGGAAGAUCUGCGAAGCAGUUCACCUUUGCAGGCACCAAGGACAGACGUGCAAUCACCGUUCAGCAGAUCUGUGCUCACCGCCUGCCGAUGGAUCAAUUGCGCCGAAGUGUGCUUCACAGGCUUUGGGACAAGCGCGUGCGCAUAUCGGACAUGGAGUACAGAAGGGACCGGUUGCGGAAAUCGUUUCAAAGUGGUCCUGCGCAAGGCUUGCUCGAACGGCUGGUCGCUCAGCGCUUUGCACUGACCUGCUUCGCACAAGUGGCGAUGCAAUCGCUCGUGUCAGCAGCAGCCUCGGCACUUCUCGAAGCGUUCAGAGAUGCCAAGAGCUUGCAGGCAGAGCUCUGUCAGAGGCACAAAGAGGCCGACCCUGAAUGCUUCUUGAACUACUUCGGCCUGCAGCGCUUCGGAACGCGCCAAGUGCGGACUCACAAAGUCGGUGCAGCGAUCAUCUCCGCCGAUUGGCAGAAGGCAAUUCGAUUGAUCCUUGGUGAAGUCGACGCGAAGCCCUGCGCAGGGAACAGCGAGGGACACAAGCGCUCCAGCGAGGAGGUGCUCGGUCCCUCAAAGAAGCAGCGUUGCCGCCUUGAAGCCGAAGAUGAAGGCAUGCCUGCAGCCGGCUCCUCGAAAGUCUUGGCCAUUGCCCGUGUCUACUCGACUCAUGCCCCCCCACGACCAACAGUCAAAGUGCAAGCGACGGAGGAAGAGGAGGGCGCAAGCCAGACGCAAGAGGACAAUGAGGGGGAGAAGGAAAGGGGAAGAAAGGGUGACGGAAAGAACGGCAAAGGUCUUGGAAGCACAGCGGCUUUUUCUGGCACCGGCCUCAGUGAAUAUUGCAAGGGUCCUUUGAAGCUCCGUCAGCAUUUGGAACGAUGUCUUCUCGGCGCUCUUGCUCGUGGCCUGUCGGAUGCAGACACGUUGAGCCAAUUGCCUCACCAGGCGGUCUCGCUGUAUGCUCACGCAGCUCAGAGCCUGCUGUGGAACGCGGUCCUGUCCCGAAGGAUCCGCGAGUUUGGGCGAGAGCCUCGCAUCGGAGACCUUAUCAUGGUGGCCUCAGCUGCGGGCCAGGCCGGCUGCACAGGCUUGCCGGACGAACUGGACGAUGCGAAUGAAGCGUUGUUCGAAGAGCUCGGAGAGCAGAAAUGUGGCACUUGCGGCUCAAGCCGCCCAAGCCCCUCUCCUUGGCCAUUAGCUGCAGGUAUGGCAGCCAAGCCUACCGUUCAUGCUGUUAGCUUCGGUGAUCCACCGGAUCCCACCAAAAUCACAACAUAUCCUGGAGUUGCUCGACGUUAUCUUCCCCAUGAAGCAUUGGUCAUCUACAGGGAGAAAAUCUAUGCGGAGAGAAAGGCCUACCAGACGCCAUCUGGAGAUCGUUGGUUCAAGGAGCACAGGCGCAAGCAGCGAGAGAUGGAGAAGGUCGAGAAGCAGAUCAAAGAUUUCAGGGAGUCUCGCAGGGAGUUUGUGCGGAGCCUGUCCUUGCCGAGCAUUUCUGCGAGGGAGCAGUGA